Molecule: messenger RNA, 3148 nt
Organism: Pollicipes pollicipes
Lineage: Eukaryota; Metazoa; Arthropoda; Thecostraca; Pollicipedomorpha; Pollicipedidae
Product: COPII coat complex component secretory 24CD
Exons: 15
Coding region: 41-2413 (790 amino acids)
Biological process (GO): COPII-coated vesicle cargo loading; intracellular protein transport; endoplasmic reticulum to Golgi vesicle-mediated transport
Cellular component (GO): endoplasmic reticulum exit site; COPII vesicle coat
Molecular function (GO): SNARE binding; zinc ion binding
Source: RefSeq, a predicted model, not a curated record
GCCGCCGGGCGGCUACGGCCAGGUGUCUGCCGGGCCGGGCAUGGCGCGCCCCGGCAUGGCGCCCGGCGGCCAGCUGGCCGGCCCCAGGAAGCUCGACCCGGACCAGAUGCCGUCGCCGAUCCAGGUGAUGUCGGACGACCAGGCGAACCGGGCGGGCCAGUUCGUGACGAACUUGAAGGGCCAGGUGCCGCCGCUCACCACCACCCGCUUCACGGUGGUGGACCAGGGCAACGCCUCGCCACGCAUGCUGCGCAGCUCCAUCUACAACGUGCCCAUCAGCCCGGACAUGCUCAAACAGACGGGCAUCCCUCUGGCCUUGAGCAUCGCGCCGCUGGCCGAGCUGCCCGAGGGUGAGCUGCCGCCGCCGGUGGUCGACCUGGGCGAGCUGGGGCCGGUGCGCUGUAUCCGCUGCAAGGCCUACAUGUGCCCCUUCAUGACCUUCAUCGACGGCGGCCGCCGCUUCAGCUGUCCCUUCUGCAAGGCCAACACCGACGUGCCCCAGGAGUACUUCCAGCACUUGGACCACACGGGCCAGCGGCUCGACAAGUACGACCGGCCCGAACUGUGCAUGGGCGCCUACGAGUUCGUCUGCACCAAGGAGUACUGCCGGAACAACGAGAUCCCGAAGCCGCCGGCCUACAUCUUCAUCAUCGACGUGUCCUACAACAACGUCAAGUCGGGCCUCGUGCAUCUGCUCUGCAACAACAUGAAGGAGGUGCUGCGCCAGCUGCCGGUGGACGUGGGCCAGGCGGCCACCGCCAUGAAGGUCGGCUUCAUCACCUACAGCAACGUGGUGCACUUCUUUAACGUCAAGGCGUGCCUGGCCCAGCCCCAGAUGCUGGUGGUGGGCGACGUGCAGGACAUGUUCGUGCCGCUGGUGGACGGCCUGCUGGUGGACGCCUCCGAGGCCGAGGCCGUCAUCGACAGCCUGAUGGAGCAGCUGCCGGCCAUGUUCGCCCAGACGCGCGAGACGGAGGUGGUGCUGGGACCGGCGGUCCAGGCCGGCAUGGAGGCGCUUAAGGCGGCCAACUGCUCGGGCCGUCUGUUUGUCUUCCACUCGUCGUUGCCCACCGGCCAGGCGCCGGGCCAGCUGAAGAACAGGGACGACCGCAAGGUGCUCGGCUCCGACAAGGAGAAACACGUGCUCACGCCGCAGACGCAGUUCUACAACAACCUGGGCCAGGAGUGCGUGCAGGUGGGCUGCUCGGUGCACCUGUUCCUGCUGAACAACGCGUACGUCGACCUGCCCACGCUGGGCCAGGUGGUGCGCCUCACUGGCGGCGAGGUCUUCAAGUACACCUACUUCCAGGCGGACCUGGACGGCGACCGGCUGCUGCGGGACCUGAGCCGCGCCGUCGGCCAGCCGGCCGGCUUCGACGCCAUCAUGCGCGUGCGCACGUCCACGGGCGUGCGGCCGGUCGACUUCCACGGCCACUUCUACAUGUCCAACACCACCGACAUGGAGCUGGCGGCCAUCGACAGCAGCCAGGCGGUGACCGUGGAGCUGAAGCACGACGACAAGCUGACCGAGGAGGACGGCGUGUACAUCCAGGCGGCGCUGCUGUACACGGCCAGCAGCGGCCAGCGCCGGCUGCGCGUGCUCAACCUCAGCCUGAACGUGUGCAGCCAGAUGGCCGACCUGUACCGUAGCUGCGAGCUCGACACCAUCACCAACCUCAUGGUCAAGCAGGCCGUCUCCAAGGUGCUGGACUCGUCUCCACGCGCCAUCCGGGACUCCCUGACGGCGCAGUGCGCCCAGAUCCUGGCCAGCUACCGCAAGAACUGCGCCUCGCCCAGCUCGGCCGGCCAGCUGAUCCUGCCCGAGUGCAUGAAACUGUUGCCGCUCUACGCGAACUGCAUCCUACGCAGCGACGCCGUCGGCGGCGGUCCGGAGCUGACCAUCGACGAGCGCUCGAACCACAUGUACCUAGUGACGUCGCUGCCGGUGCGCCGGUCGGUGCCGUACCUGUACCCGCGCCUGCUGCCGCUCGACGGGCUGGACCCGGACGCCACGGCCCUGCCGGCGCCCGUGCGGUGCAGCCAGGACAAGCUGCACGACGCCGGCCUCUUCGUGCUGGACAACGGCGUGCACCUGUUCCUGUGGGUGGGCCUGCAGCUGGCGCCGGACGUCGUGCAGGACCUGUUCGCCGUCCAGUCGGUGGCCCAGAUUGACGUGGACCGGCCAAGUCUGCCGGAGCUGGACACGCCGCUCAGUAUCCGCGUGCGCGGCAUCGUCGAGGAGGUCCGCACGGAGCGCCAGUGCCACAUGAAGUUGACUGUGGUACGGCAGCGAGACAAGCUGGAGAUGGUGAUGCGCCACUUCCUGGUGGAAGACAAGGGCUCGGACGGCUCCGCCUCGUACGUCGACUACCUGUGCCAUCUGCACAAGGAGAUCCGCGCCCUGCUGACGUAGGCGGCGUUAUGAGCACCUGCUGCCCGGCCGCCAGCCGAGUUAUGUGCAUCUAAUGGACGUCCGUCCGUGGCGGACCGGUGACGGCGGUGAGUUAGACAACACGGCGCGAGAAUCAAUUGCUGCUGCGCCACGCUCGCGCUCCGGCCGGCUGCGGCGACUGGCAACCGGCCAUCACUGGGCGGAGAGUGGGAGUGGGCGCACGACGACGGAGUGCCGGAGUGGGCCGUAACGAGUGACCGGUGCGAGUGGCGGAUGGUGUGCGGCGAGACCGCCGGCGGCGCUCGGCGCUGACGAAGCCUGCCUGGGCGUCAGAGUGACUGACUGGUAUGCUACACAAAUUAGCCGAUCGUUGCGUGUCGGGCGACGCUGCUGAGUGGGUAAGGGUAGUGGGGUCAUAUAUUUUACUAUGUUAAUCGCCUUCGAGUGGCGUGGGCGCGUCGGCGCGGUGCCUGCGCCGCUGCCGGCGCCGAGGGCUCGGUGCGGGCGAGACCGGACUACCACCGCCGCCCGCUGGAGCCGCCUCCAGCCGACAGCAGAGGCCGUCUCCUGGGACCGACCCCCGCCCGCAGCGCCGCGGCCCGCGCCGACCGGCCACCCGCGCCGCUCCUGCCGUGUUACUGGCGCUGUUGCUUGUGUUGGAUUUUAUUUGGGCCGGUUCGGCGGUGGCUCCGUCGUCGGCGGCCGGCGUCGCGCCGCCAAGGCUGUUUUGUAAAUAAAACUUAUCCGUCGAUUGGU